Malurus melanocephalus (red-backed fairy wren) is the source of this 5129-nucleotide messenger RNA. RefSeq names its product dehydrogenase E1 and transketolase domain containing 1 (gene DHTKD1). Lineage: Eukaryota; Metazoa; Chordata; Aves; Passeriformes; Maluridae. Gene Ontology annotation, molecular function: oxoglutarate dehydrogenase (succinyl-transferring) activity; thiamine pyrophosphate binding. Gene Ontology annotation, biological process: tricarboxylic acid cycle. The record is from RefSeq and is a predicted model, not a curated record. Bases 11 to 2776 code for a protein of 921 amino acids. The transcript has 17 exons.
CAGCGCGGCCAUGGCCAUGGCGGCGGUGGCGGGGGCUCGGGCCGUGCACUGCGCGCUCUGCCGGGGCGGCCCGAGGCGCUGGUACCGCACCGAGCGCGGCGUCUACGGCUACAAACCCCGCAAAGCGGCGGGCGGGCGGGCGGCGGAGCAGCGCGGCGCCGGCAGAGCAGUUGACCAUGCUCUUGCUCGUUUAWUAACUGCAUAUGCAGAACAUGGCCACAAAGCAGCCAAAAUAAACCCUCUKUUUGCUGGCCGAGCUGUUAUGAACAUGGUACCUGAAAUCCAACGGCUGGCUGAAGKUCUUCAGGGUCCUCUUGUAACUACAGGACUUAUAAACAUGGGAAAAGAGGAGGCUUCCGUAGAGGAUGUGAUGGCUUACCUUGACCAUAUAUAYUGCGGGCAUAUUUCCAUCGAAACAAGCCAGCUGCCAAAUUUGGAGGAGAGAGAAUGGUUUGCUAAAAGGUUUGAAGAGCUAAAGCAAGAAGCAUUUACACCUGAAGAGAAAAAGCACUUGUGCAAACUGAUGCUGGAGUCCCAGGAGUUUGAUCACUUCUUGGCCACCAAGUUUGCCACAGUGAAGAGAUAUGGUGGUGAAGGAGCAGAGAGCAUGAUGGGCUUCUUCCAUGAGCUGUUCAAGAUGUGUGCSUACAGCGGGGUCACGGAUAUCAUCAUUGGAAUGCCUCAUCGGGGCAGACUUAAUCUGCUYGCGGGCUUACUUCAGCUUCCUCCUGAGCUCAUGUUCCGCAAGAUGCGUGGUUUGAGUGAGUUYCCAGAGAAUUCAGCAGCCAUUGGGGAUGUUCUCUCCCACCUGACAUCUUCUGUAGAUCUCGACUUUGGCUCCCACAGACCAGUGCACGUCACCUUGCUCCCCAACCCCUCACACUUAGAAGCCAUCAACCCAGUGGCUGUGGGCAAGACACGAGCAAGGCAACAGACUCUGCUCGAUGGAGAUUACUCCCCAGAGAGCUCUGCACAGCCUGGGGACAAAGUUAUUUGCCUGCAGGUUCAUGGCGAUGCUGCUUUCUCUGGGCAAGGGAUUGUUCCUGAAACACUGACCCUCUCUAAUCUGCCACAUUUCAGAGUUGGUGGGAGCAUCCAUUUGAUUGUUAAUAACCAGCUGGGCUAUACCACCCCUCCAGAGCGAGGAAGGUCGUCUCUGUACUGCAGUGACAUUGGUAAAAUCGUUGGCUGUGCAGUUAUCCAUGUGAAUGGGGAUGAUCCUGAGGAAGUUGUCCGUGCCACACGACUGGCUGUGGAGUACCAGCGCCAGUUCCGCAGGGAUGUGAUCGUGGACCUGUUGUGCUACAGGCAGUGGGGCCACAAUGAGCUUGAUGAGCCCUUCUUCACCAACCCCAGCAUGUACAAAAUCAUCAGAUCCCGUAAGAGUAUCCCRGACACAUACGCAGAACACCUCACCGCUGCUGGGCUCAUGACUGAGGCUGAAGUGUCUGAGAUAAAGACCACGUACUAUUCUAAGCUGAAUGAUCACCUUGCCAACAUGACUUCAUACAGUCCACCUCCUACCAACCUGCAGGCUCACUGGAAAGGCUUCGUCGAGCCUUCUGCCAAAAUCACCACCUGGGACACAGGGAUGCCUGUGCCACUUCUGCAGUUCAUUGGAGUCAAGUCUGUGGARGUGCCUGAAGAGCUCCAGAUGCACAGCCAUCUCCUGAAGACCUAUGCACAGUCAAGAGUUCAAAAAAUGGAGGAAGGAAAAAAGCUGGACUGGGCAACUGCUGAAACUUUAGCAUUUGGUUCUCUGUUGAGCCAAGGGUUUAAUAUCAGACUAAGUGGACAAGAUGUUGGCAGAGGAACCUUUAGCCAACGACAUGCAAUGUUGGUUUGCCAAGAGACAGAUGAUACCUACAUUCCUCUGAAUCAYAUGUCACCAGACCAGAAAGGUUUCUUAGAGGUGAGUAACAGUCCCUUGUCWGAAGAAGCAGUGCUUGGUUUUGAAUAUGGAAUGAGUAUUGAGARCCCUAAGUUACUGCCAAUUUGGGAAGCUCAAUUUGGAGACUUCUUUAAUGGAGCCCAGAUAAUAUUUGACACUUUCAUCUCUGGAGGUGAGGCCAAGUGGCUUCUGCAGAGUGGGAUAGUGAUUCUUCUUCCCCAUGGCUAUGAUGGUGCAGGCCCUGAGCACUCGUCCUGCCGGAUGGAACGGUUCUUACAGAUGUGUGACAGCUCAGAAGAGGGAGUUGAUGGUGACCAGGUCAACAUGUCAGUUGUGCAUCCCACCACCCCAGCACAGUAUUUCCAUUUACUCCGACGUCAAAUGGUCCGAAACUUCAGGAAACCUCUCAUUGUUGCUUCUCCCAAAGUGUUACUCAGGCUUCCAGCUGCUGUAUCAAGUUUUGAAGAAAUGGCCCCAGGGACAACAUUCAAGCCUGUCAUUGGUGACUCCUCAGUAGAUCCUAAAAGUGUCACCCAAGUGGUGCUGUGUUCUGGAAAGCAUUACUAUGCUCUGAUGAAGCAAAGAGAAACACUGGGAGAGAAGCAGCACAGCACAGCUAUUCUGAGACUUGAAGAGCUCUGUCCUUUCCCCCUGGAAGCUCUACAGCAAGAGCUGAGCAAAUACAGCCAUGCAAAAGUCUUCAUCUGGAGUCAGGAAGAACCACAGAACAUGGGUCCCUGGUCCUUUGUGUCUCCACGGUUUGAAAAACAGCUGGGGCUUAAGCCUCGUCUUGUGAGCAGACCUCCUCUACCAGCCCCAGCAGUUGGCAUUGGAACUCUCCACAACCAGCAGCAGCAAGAUGUUCUGACUCACACGUUUAUCUAAGUUUUCAAUGGACACACUGCUCCUGAUGUCAGUCAUGUUUUGUGCCUCCUCCUGUGAAGAAGAGCAAAAGCCAGCUUGUUAAGACUCUUAGUUCUCCAAAAUGGAAAGAAAAAAAAAGGUGGAAUAAGUUUGGUAAUUAUGAAGCAAUUUUUUGAUGUAGGGGAAUAUCUAAUGAUGAGAARUGCCUGUUACUCCUGAUACAUCUUGUUCUCUUAUACAAUUUUCUACAAAAUGUCUUUAUAUAAAGUUAAAAAUCCAGUCCAGGGGACAGAUUGGUGAGGUGACUGUGGAAUACCUUAUAUCACACUGCCUGUUUGCACUUGACAGUUUCCUGGGCUGAUGCGUGUGUGGAAACAGGUUCUGUUUCUUCUGUUUCCACAGAAGUGUUARUGCUGCUUGAUCAAAUAAAUGCUUCCCCAUGCCUGGGAAUGAGCCAUUUCYAUAGCAGAAUGUUGUGGAUUCUCUUUUUUUCUCCUUGAGGGCCAGGAAUGCAAUCUGUUGUGGCUGUUGGUGCUCUUCUYCAUGCAUGAGUUGUUAAAGCAGGAUUCCCUUUGGAGGGACCRUGCAGAAUGGCUCCUGAACGCUUCAGGCACCAGUGUUUUUCUCACCCUGAGGGUGAGAAAUCCCAAGGGAGGGUUUCAGCAUUGCUGUCAUCUGGAUAAAGGAAACAAAUCAGUCUUUGCUAGGAAACARAAGGAUAAGGACCAAAACAUUGAGGUUAAGUGAGAGAAUAAUGAAGCCAAAUGAAAGACAGGCAUCCCAGUGUUGACUGCCCCACAGCAGCAUUCCCACCACCACCACCACAUGAUUUUUCCCAGCAUUUUCCCUUUCCUGGUUUCAGGGUGAAGUUGGCACSUCCUUGCUCUUCUCAGUUACCUGGGCAAGUAGUGCUUAAGUAAUCCAAACUCAUUGCGAGUCAGACAUUUCUUAAAAGAAACAAGUGGGGUUUAACCAGAUUCAGCACUUGCAGAUGGAAAGUCAUGGUAAGUGAGAAAGGGCAGAUCAGAGKCAGGGUGUGCAUUCACUUGGGAAGACAGCUCCCAAAUCAUCUCUGAAGCCUGCUUUAGUAUUUCAUCCUAGUUAAUUCACUUAUUCAUUCAUUCAACUCCAUAUGACGCAGAAGUAGCCUCUGUAACCCGUGUUCUGUGAUGUUUCACAUCACUGCUUUAGCACAUCCACCACAACAUGAAAUAAUGUUUCUCCCACUUUUCUAGCAAGCUGCACAACCUCCUGCCUAUCCUGAACAGCUUUAUCUAAUCAAGGCAUAUUCUGCUUUAAAUUUCUGCUGAUAACUAGAAAAAGGAGGCUGAGGAGUAGYGUUGCUUUGGCUGCAGCUGUAGCCAAAUAAGUUGUAGAGCAUAAUCACCAGCCUUGACUCCACACCGCUGGUUACAUAAACCCGCAGAUUUUCACUAUGACGGUGCAAACAAGUCAAGAACACACCCCAUGUUUUGAGUUUCACAUGGCCCAAAACUGACCCUGUUAUGCACCAUUCCCCCACAGGCUGCACAGGUCUGGUUAUCCAACUGAGUAAAAGAUGCUCAAGUGUUCCGACCCUGUUUGAUCCCCCUGGUGGGAGACAAAGCUAUUUCUGUAGGGCUGCUCGGCUGAAUGCCCCCAUCCUGGUGCUGGUGUGCAUGAAGCUCCCCAGGGAUACUGGGAUAGGAAGGGAGAGCUUCAGCACAGCUUUGCUCAGUCAGCUGAUGCAGACUGCCUGCAKAACACUGCUCUUGCUUGAUGGCUCACAGCUCCCAAGAGCAUGGCAAAGCAUUUGCUGACUUGGGGGCUAACGCUGUUUCUCCCACCAAUUCCGGAUGCACACAGGGCUGUUUUCCAUCUGUGUGCCUUGCUCUUCUCUGCAUGCAGGCUUGGACAUCCCUGCACAAUGUUGCAUUGCUUUUGCUUUGGGGAAAAGAGAAGCAGAAUUUAGAAUCAUAGAACCAUAGAAUAUCCUGAGUUGGAAGGGACCCAUAARGAUCAUUGGCGUCCAGUUCCUGGCCCUGCACAGGACACCCCAAGAGUCACACCGUGUACCUGAGAUGCUACACGAGUUGUGAGUGGACAGCAGGUCCAAGUCCUUGGACAGGAAAUUCUGUGAGUCAUUAACACAAGGAGAAGUGAACUUUUAUGUGCUGUUAGAUAGCAAGGAGCUAACUAGAAAGAGGGAGUUACAGCAUUUGUGCAUUGUGGUGUGUCAGGAUUUUCAGAGAGAAGUGCAAGACUAGAAAAAGAAAAAAGACAUUGAGUGGGCUUUUAGGUUGAGCAUUUCAUUAAAGGCAGCAGAAACUCUCAGUGACAAAAAGAAAACACCACAGGGAAACAAAUAUUAAAACAACUAUUUUAGUAACAAUUA